CAAGGCUUAUAAUUAUAUAUUAACAGUGAAACACGAUAAAAAAUCCCAAAGGAGAGUUCAGAAUUUAAAAUGGCGUGUUCGUAGAGUGAUCAGACGGAUUAGGCACACUUUUGUAUCUUGCCGACCAAUCAUAUUGACAAGUAGGUGGAUCGUCUGAAUUGUGAACCGAAAUAAUGGCGGAUACGACAGUGGAUGCUACACGACGCCUUAAUGUCAAAAAACAAACCCUGGAUGACGCCUACGCAGCGCCUGCCAAUUUCCUUGAGAUCGACGUGAUCAACCCAAUCACUCACGGGGUUGGCAAGAAACGUUAUACCGAUUAUGAAGUCCGCAUGAGGACUAACUUACCUGUGUUCAAAGUUAAGGAAUCUAGUGUGCGAAGACGAUAUAGUGAUUUUGAAUGGUUGAGAAAUGAAUUGGAACGAGAUAGCAAGAUUGUUGUACCACCUCUACCAGGGAAAGCAUGGAAACGACAAAUGCCUUUCAGAGGAGAUGAUGGUAUAUUCGAAGAAGAUUUUAUAGAGGAUCGCAGGAAGGGUUUGGAACUUUUUGUGAACAAAAUUGCUGGACAUCCUUUAGCUCAAAAUGAACGAUGCCUGCAUAUGUUUUUGCAAGAGCCUGUAAUAGACAAGAACUACGUGCCAGGAAAAAUACGAAACACGUAAAAGUAAGGCUGUUGCGCCUUCUGAGUCUGUCCUUCAUUCCCGUUAAAAGAAAAUUGAAAAAUUCUGCCGAUCUCAUCACAAAUCGUGUUUUAAAAGAAAUCUUUAAUUAUGAAUUUUACAUUUAAAUGGGUUGCGAGUGAGGGCUUAUUCGAGAAAGAGAAAAAUCAGGUACUCGUUACGGUUGCUUCGAAUGAUUCGCCUUGAGAUAAAUGUAAAUCAGGAGAAGGGGCUGGCUAUCUGGUUAAUACGAUUGUGAUAACAAGAUCGUUUCCGUUGUAUCGUGAUAGAACAAGAAAAAACAUUUCCUCUGUUAGUACUUUACGGUCCCAUUUUAUAUAAUAGAAUAAACGAAACAGGAAAAUAUUUUGAAUUUCGUCGUGUACGAAUUGAAAAUGUUCAUUUGGCCAUGUUUUCAUGUCUGUUUCAAUGCUCUCUUUUACAAUAUCUUUCACUUUGUCUCACUCACGUUUUCUUAUAUCUCAUUAGAAGGGAAAAUUUUCAAAUUGACGGGGUUUUUUUUCAUAAGAAUGUAUUGAUUCGUAUACAAAUUUCGAAUCUAAGUGAAUUCCUCUUACGGAGCACUGCUAUAUAUAUUUAUAUAUAACUAGUAAAUUGUCAAAUUUCGUUGGCGAAACGAAAGUAUAGGGAAAAAAAAAAAAAAAUACAAUCUCAGGUCUCGCCGAGCGAAACCAAUCCCGCAUAAGUCGAGGCGGUUUAUAUCGUUGAAAGGAAUAAAUCGUGACAGAGUAUGACGGAUACGUCUUGACGUAGGAUUUGUAUAAAA
Messenger RNA from Cephus cinctus (wheat stem sawfly), 1449 nucleotides. It is a transcript of the gene Snx3, whose product is annotated as sorting nexin-12. Lineage: Eukaryota; Metazoa; Arthropoda; Insecta; Hymenoptera; Cephidae. The record is from RefSeq and is a predicted model, not a curated record. Gene Ontology annotation, molecular function: phosphatidylinositol-3-phosphate binding. The transcript has 5 exons. Bases 174 to 665 code for a protein of 163 amino acids. Gene Ontology annotation, cellular component: retromer complex; early endosome membrane. Gene Ontology annotation, biological process: endocytic recycling; late endosome to Golgi transport.